CAUGGCGCAGCUCACGGCCUUCACCCGGUGGAGGGGUACCCGAGGCCUCCCCGUGUACACGGCUUGCCAUGGUAUCGACGAUAUUGCAGACGGUGUCAGGGAGGGCACGCCGGCACGCCGUGCCACCAAGAGGGGAAGGCCAAAGGGCGACAAUGCCGCCAAGGGCAAACGGAAGAUGUCAAGGUACUGCACCUGCGACGGCAGCGCAAGCGAGAGCGCGGAAGAUCCCUUGGAGAUGGAGGAGAACUAUGAGCCCAGGCCACAGCCCGUGUCUCACCAGACGACCACGAAGAUGGGGAGGCUCAUGAGCCAGGCCGCACGCCGGAUGUCGCUGUCGCCAGUGAGCCACAAAGCCGAUCCUCAGGCGAAUGCAGGUGUGACGAUGACAAGGUGCACCGGGGCUGCUGCUGCUGAUCAUACCACCGCUGCUCCUUCAGUGAAGCCGCAGAAUGGUGGCCUCAACAAGGAUGAGCCUUUGCUGACUGGGCUGUCGCUGAACUUCAGCGGCCCGGACACCAUCCCUCCGGCGAGUGACCUCGUCAAGAUCUUCAGCAAGUUUGGGCCUGUGGUGGAAGUCAGGCCAGAAGGUUUGACGGUCUCCAUGGUGAUCUUCAAGAGGAAAUUGGAUGCCGAGGCGGCAUUUUCAAGCACGCCGAAGAUCCGUGCCCUGGACCCAAAUCUGGUCAGCUACCGCCUCGCCUACUCGCUGCCGGCUCCUAUGCCGGUUGAUUCUCCACAGAGCCCAAUGAACACCGAUGAAAUGGAUCACCUAUUUGUUGAUGAUGAUGAAGCUCUUCAGUAGCCUGACUACUAUGGGUUUUGUUUUGGGGGAUCACUCAGGUUAUUUCGGAUAGCAGGAGGCAAUGAAAGAGUUUACAUGUUCAAAUCAAGCAAGCAAGUUUUGAAGUAUCUAUGAUAGACUGUAGCAGGGAAAAGUUCAGGAACUAUUGUCAGUUAUGUUGUAUCCAUGUGGACUGGUAGCUUCCAGCAGUUACACCUUUUUUGCUUGUCUUCUACAAAGUGUUGUUUGAUGACUAUGUUCGUGAGUUUUAUCUUUGAUGCAAAGACAUCUGAAUUGAUGAUGCUUUUUAUCUAUCUAUCUAUCUAUAUAUCUGGAUUUUGGAUUCA
This is a messenger RNA of Triticum dicoccoides, 1128 nucleotides long. RefSeq lists its product as uncharacterized. The record is from RefSeq and is a predicted model, not a curated record. NCBI's taxonomy places the organism in Eukaryota, Viridiplantae, Streptophyta, Magnoliopsida, Poales, Poaceae. Bases 2 to 802 code for a protein of 266 amino acids. The transcript has 2 exons.